Messenger RNA from Oppiella nova, 747 nucleotides. NCBI's taxonomy places the organism in Eukaryota, Metazoa, Arthropoda, Arachnida, Sarcoptiformes, Oppiidae. The record is from the annotation of a GenBank genome assembly.
AUGAUACCACUGCUGGAGCAGAAAAUCGCAUAUAUUUUGUACGAAGCGGUGACUAUAAGUGUUUGGGGAACGACACCUCCGUUUAUACCAUUACAGUGCGGGUUAGUCGGGACGACACGUGUAGCGCCAAUACUACACGCUAUGAAGCAGUUUACCAAGCUACAACUGGUCCAUUACAGGGUCGCAUAUUUUAUGAGCAGUUUUGAUGAGUUCAGGAAAGGUCAAUAUGCAGCUCAAAAUAACCAAGCAAGGAGGAAAUAUUUCUUAUGGAAUAUCGAUUAUAACGAUUGCGAGGGAAAGGAUUCCGGUAAUUACACGGUGACCAUGGUCACUAGUCGGGAUCAGGCGUGUGACAUAAACAGUGCCGGUGCCGAUACCAGUUUCUACGAGAUUACACAGCGCCUACCUAAUCGACAACGUAUUACCAGUGAUUUGAAACGGUUGGCACUGUCCACGAUCGCACAGGGAGCUUAUUCGCAAGGUGAAGUUUUGUGGCUAAGUCUCGAUGGUUCACUUGAAGGCAAAUACGUGUACCAAAAGCUGGUUUACUUGGAUUUGAAGUAUCUGUCGAUCUGCUCAUCCAUUCUGGGCUACGACUACGUGACCACUCAGAGCGCGACACUUGUCAUAUCCGAUAGGCUUGAUCUCAAUGUACUGAUAGCGCCUACCGGUGCUUUCGACGAGUUUAGACGCGGAGGUACUACAGUGUGCAGAGGCAAGGGAUGGAUAGUAGGCAGUGCUUCAUAA